Molecule: messenger RNA, 1284 nt
Organism: Cuscuta campestris
Lineage: Eukaryota; Viridiplantae; Streptophyta; Magnoliopsida; Solanales; Convolvulaceae
Source: the annotation of a GenBank genome assembly
CGCAACCCCGUUGGUUUAGUCGUUAAGGUUUUAUAUACAUACAUACAUAUAUAUAUAUAUAUAUAUAUAUAUAUAUACAAUCUGGCCUGGCGGGCGACGGCUGCAGGUGACGGGAGUGGGGUUGGUGGUGAUGAUGCCGGUGAUAGGGAGGUGGUCGGAUGUGUACGGCAGGAAAGCACUAAUGACGGUUCCCAUGACGGCGUGCAUCGUACCGGUGGCCAUACUGGCGGUGGGGAGGACGGAGAAGUUUUACUAUGCCUACUUCGUCUGCCGCACCCUGUCGGGGAUUGUGUGUGAUGGGGCAAUUCAAUGCCUGGCUCUGGCUUAUGUGGCGGACAGGACAACGGAUGGGCAGAGGGCUUCCGCUAUUGGCAUACUGGCUGCCAUUGGUUCUGCUGCUUUCGUCUGUGGAACAUUAGCUGCUCGCUUCUUCUCUACUCCCCACAUCUUUAUGUUUGCCACAGUUGUAUCAAUGGUGGCCGCCGUGUACAUGAGAAUAUUCCUUUCAGACACAACACCUUGCUGCUGCUGCUGUCAUAUGAUUCAAAGUGAUGCCACUGCGAACCGUCUUGGGAAGACGUCAGAACCUGAAAAAGCCACAGAAAAUGGUGGUGCUCCACUGUUGCUGGACUAUCAUCAUCAUCACACACAGCAGAAAAAUCAAGCAUCCAUCGCCUUCUUAAAUAGUGUGGCAGAAGGAGGAGAGCAAGCUCCCUUCCAGUACUACCUAAAAGCCCGAUUUCACUUCAAGAAAAACAACUUUGCUGAUAUAAUGCUAAUUAACAACCUGGGAUCAACCCUCUCACAGCUAUUGCUGUUUCCAAUGUUGGCACCUUUAGUUGGAGAGGAGGUUUUGCUUUGCAUUGGACUCUGUGCCGGAUUCUGUAACGUUCCAUACGUUGCUUCUCUGUUCCCAAUCUUGAUUUCCUUGGUAAAACCAGGGCUACAAACCAUUGUUUCUAAACAAGUUGGAAGGAAUGAGCAGGGAACUGCCCAAGGGUGCAUUUCGGGCUUAAGUUCAUUUGGUAACAUCAUAUCUCCCCUCAUAUUCAGCCCCUUGACCGCUCUGUUCCUAUCAGAUGCGGCUCCUUUCCCGUAUCAAGGCUUCAGCAUCUUGUGUGUCGGCAUUGCUUGGCUGAUAGCUUUCGUUCCGGGUGCAAUGAUGAUAAAGCUAGCUCCUCUUACUCCUCAUCCACCCAUCAUCCCCGUCGUCCCAUCCUCUGAUCUAUCCGUUGUUCUAUAGUGUUCCUUCAUUCAUGUUAUUAAUCAAUGAAGCUAUAUAUU